This is a messenger RNA of Salvia hispanica, 1757 nucleotides long. Its product is annotated as cyclin-A3-4-like. Gene Ontology annotation, biological process: mitotic cell cycle phase transition. Gene Ontology annotation, molecular function: cyclin-dependent protein serine/threonine kinase regulator activity. Lineage: Eukaryota; Viridiplantae; Streptophyta; Magnoliopsida; Lamiales; Lamiaceae. The record is from RefSeq and is a predicted model, not a curated record.
AAGAAAUAGAAAAAAUGGAAGGGGCUUAUUAAGGACAGUAUAUAAAAGGAUUGUGGCGAUGAUAUUACACAGCGCGGUAAAACAAGCUUUUUGAAAUUGUGGAAAUGGCGGUAUCACUGUCUCCCUCUCUCUCACCAAAAUCAAAUCAAACGCAAAUGAAAUGCCUCCUCACUAUCAUUCACCCCUCCAAAAACCUCUUUAAAAUCAACUCUUACCUCCACAAAAAUAAGAGCUCAAUUAUCCGCCGAAACCCUAAUUGAACUUGAGAAACAAAACCCUAAUGGAAGGUGGAGAAAAUCAAAUUCAGACCAGGAGUCGAGCAUCUCGCAAACGGCCGAAUCAAGCUGGGGACGAAGAGAAUCCGAUGACGAAGAAGCGGGUCGUAUUAGGGGAGAUAACUAAUAUAUCUUCUAAUGUAACUGAGUCGAACCAAAAUUCGAGUGAGGCGAAGAUCCGGAAGCUGAAACCUGAAUCCGAUCUGGAUAAGACGGGAAAUGAAGUUAACCAGGAGGUGGCUGUCAGCCCUGGAUCGGGAUCCGACGAGCCGCGGAGAUACGGAUUUGCUCCUUCGAUGUUACAGUAUUUGCGUUCUGUGGAGGUUGAGGCAAAAAGGAGACCACUGUCCAACUACAUCGAAAAGGUUCAGGAUGACAUGAACCCAGUCAUGAGAGCGAUUCUGGUUGAUUGGUUGGUGGAGGUUGCCGAAGAGUACAAACUUGUUUCGGACACCCUCUAUCUUUCUGUAAACUAUAUUGACAGAUACCUGUCCGCACAUAAAGUGUCGAGGAGUAAGCUUCAGCUUCUUGGAGUAUCUUGCAUGCUUGUUGCAGCUAAAUAUGAAGAAAUCAGUCCCCCAAACAUUGAGGACUUUUGCUACAUAACUGAUAAUACAUACAUAAAAGAAGAGGUUGCUCAAAUGGAGAGAGAAGUGUUUAGGUUUUUAGAUUUUGAGCAGGGUGGCCCAACUACUAAAACUUUUCUAAGAAUUUUUACUAAAGCUGCUCAAGAGACACCCAUGUUCUCCGAUGUCGAGUUUGACUUUUUGUGCUGUUAUCUUGCUGAGCUUAGUUUACUGGAUUAUGGCUGUGCUCGCUACAUUCCAUCAAUGGUUGCUGCAUCAGCCAUCUUUCUUGGAAGAAUCAUUUUGCAGCCAAAAGUUCGAUGGACGCUGGCAUUACAACGUCGUACAGGUUAUAAAGCAUGUGAACUGAAAGAGUGCGUCCUGAGACUUCACCAUUUGCUACUCAGAAGCGAGCAAUCUGCGCCUGCUGUUCGACUGAAAUAUUCAGACCAGAAGUUCAAAUGUGUUUCGUCGCUAAAAUCAGUGAAUCCUCCUGCUGAAGUUCCAGCAUACCUUUUCGAGUGAAUUAUCAUGAUCUGGUCUAUAAGAUACUCCGCAGCAACCACAGGCAUAUAUAGAAGGAAGGAAAGCUGCCUUAUGGAAAAAUUCAAUCAGUAGCUGGACUCGAGGUUAACGGAGAAUGUGAUGAACUUUGUCUUUUGCGUCUUGGUUGAGCGGAGAUUGGAUAGUAAAUCAAGGAGGAAGGUUGCUCUGCAACGUUAAGGGAAGGUUUGUAAUUGUAUGUAUGCUUCUACACCUGGGGAAAUGAAUAUCAUUAGUUUUUGAUUAGCUACUCUAUGCGAUUUCUCAAAUAUUGAAAAGAUUAGUUUAGUACAAAAUGUUGUAAUACAAUUCCAAUUGAAAAAGUGGGCUAUACUUUUGGAAUAUUCGAAAAAAGACUGAUUUUGUGGGGCUA